AGACCAGAGAAAAAAAAGGCUAGAGGAGUAGAAAGAAAGAAGAAGGGAUGGGCAUGAAGCAAAGAUGGCUGGGGAUUAUGUUACUGAGACCAAAGCCGAAGUGAGAGAAAGAGAGAGAAGGAGUGUAUUCCAAGACACAAUGAUUACGUCGUCUUAGGGAAGGUAGGAGGUGGUGGGGGGGGGAGGCGUGGAAUUGGAAAGCGGAGGGCUUGGGGGAGGCAGAACGUGGGUCUUGACCGAGGUGGACCUGCAUCCAAUCUUUGGAUCUCUUUUCACCGCGUCAGGCCUGGUCGGCUCUAUUUCUAUACUCGGCCAUGGCCAUGCGCUCUUUCCCCCUUCCCCUCUCGUUCUCUCUCUUCUGUGGCCGCAGCAGCAGAGAGUAAUUAUAAUAUCUCCGAGAAGGGCGGUGCCAAAAAGAGAGAACCCCUCCCAGUAUGGGGAAUCGAAGAGCGAAUCGCGUAGGAGCAAAGUAAAACCCCCCGGGAUUGCCGUACACGACCGAGCGGAGUAGAGUAGCUAGCUUAUACCACCUCCCCUCUCCCUACGGAUAAAUAAAUAGAGAGGCCGUCCGCUCUCCAGGAAGGAUUAAAAGGAGAGAAGAAGGGGAAGACAAACAUAAAAAGACCGCAGCUUUUUAUGUUGUAAUAGCUUAAAGGUGGAGAAAGGGAGAGGAAAGGGACGUAGGGUAGGGUGAGGGAGAUGGAAAAUAAUGGAGAGGGUUCUUCUAGUAGGGGCCAUGAAUUCCAAGGAUAUCAGGAAGAGGAACAGCAGCAGCAACACUAUAACAAUAACAACAUGAGCAACCAAAGUGGUGGUGGUGGUGCUGGAGGUGAAGGGUUCGUGUAUCCAACCGAAGCAGCCGCCGCCGCCGCUAUUGGUGUUGGUGUUGGUGGUGUCGCUUCUUCUUCAGUUCUGCCAUGGCCGCUGCCUCCUAUACAUCACUUAAGCUCGACUCAGUUUGCGCCAUCUGAUUUAGUUCGAGAUCAGAACCAAGAACAGUUCUUUCCUUCUCUCCCGCCACUCCCUCCCCCGCCGCCGCCACCUCCUCCUCCCCCUCCUUUCUAUGCCGACUUGUACGCACGAAGGGCUUCGACAGCUCUGCAAUUCGCUUACGGUGGUGCUGGCCUCGGCUCUUCUUCGGAUCCUUUGGGACUUGGGGGUCUUUACAUGGGGUCCGAGGCAUUGGCUCGCGGUGGAGGGGUGUCUCCUUUGUCCGCCUUUGGAGGCCUUCAUGCGGAGUUGGGUAAGUUGACGCCGCAGGAGAUCAUGGAUGCCAAGGCGCUUGCAGCUUCCAAGAGUCACAGCGAAGCCGAGCGCCGGCGACGCGAGCGUAUCAACGCCCAUCUUGCUAAGCUGCGCAGCUUGCUGCCCAGCACCACCAAGACGGACAAAGCCUCCCUGCUAGCGGAGGUGAUCCAGCACGUCAAAGAAUUGAAGCGGCAGACGUCGGAAAUCGCUGAAGACAGCCCGCUGCCAACCGAAUCCGACGAGCUCACAGUUGAUGCCAGCAGCGAUGAGGAUGGCAGAUUCAUAGUGAAGGCUUCGCUGUGCUGCGACGACCGCUCGGACCUCCUUCCGGACCUCAUCAAGGCACUGAAGGCUCUCAGGCUCCGCACGCUUAAGGCCGAGAUCACCACCCUAGGAGGCCGUGUCAAGAACGUGCUCGUCAUCACCGGUGAAGAUGAUGCCGACCAUCAGCAGCAGCAGCAGUCCAUAGCCUCCAUCCAAGAAGCACUGAAAGCAGUCAUGGAGCGGACGACGGCAAGCGACGAGCCGUCCUCGGCCGGUGGUAUUAAGCGGCAGCGGACCACCAAUCUCUCUACCAUACUCGAACACAGGUCUAUUUAACUCAAACAAAAGAUAUAUACAUAGUAAUAUGAGAUCAUAACUAUAGGUUUUUCUUUCUCGCUCUUUCUCUCUUUUUCUUUCUUUUCUUUUUUUCCCACAUGAAGGGUUUGGACUGGUAUUAUGCCGUUGUAUUGUUUGGUGUGUGUCUGCUGGCGGGAAGGGGAAGGAUUUUGGUUUUGGGGUUUGUGGGAUUGCAGUGAUGGAGAAAGGGGAGGUUGGGCUUUAGCCGGAAAGGGUUGGGGUGGAUCUUUUUCGUGAGAAGGGAUGGAGUGGACAAUAAAUAUUCUGAUUGGGAGAGAGUGGGAGUUAAUGCUACUAAUGAUGGAUGGAUAUUGGACCGGCAGUAUUGCGCAACUCCUCUGUGGAUAUCCAAUGAAGACGUGCUGGUUUGCGGGUCACUACUGUACUGUCGCCUCUCUUUUGGUGGCUUGUUUUCUGGUUUGGAGCGUGUCAUGCGACGUCUGCGUUGAUCCAAAGGCGCCGUGCAUGACGUAGAAUCCAAGGCAUGCAACUCCCGUGGGGAUAUCCACUGAAGAAUAUGAAGGGAAAAAGAGGUUGGAACACGGGGUUCUAUAAUUAAUCUUCAUUGCUCGAGUUAUUUAUGCCGAUUAAGUUGCCUGAGUUCAAUAUGUUUCAGCGGAUCAAAGAUUGUGGUCCUUAGGGUCCUUGUUUUAGAGAGUGCAAGAAUGUAUUUAGCUCUAGAUAUUAUGGUCUACUUCUUUCUAAUUGG
Molecule: messenger RNA, 2578 nt
Organism: Elaeis guineensis (African oil palm)
Lineage: Eukaryota; Viridiplantae; Streptophyta; Magnoliopsida; Arecales; Arecaceae
Product: transcription factor bHLH30
Biological process (GO): regulation of DNA-templated transcription
Molecular function (GO): DNA-binding transcription factor activity; protein dimerization activity
Source: RefSeq, a predicted model, not a curated record